This is a messenger RNA of Phytophthora nicotianae INRA-310, 372 nucleotides long. RefSeq lists its product as hypothetical. The record is from RefSeq and is a predicted model, not a curated record. The transcript is spliced from 2 exons. Lineage: Eukaryota; Oomycota; Peronosporomycetes; Peronosporales; Peronosporaceae. The coding region runs from base 1 to 372 and encodes 123 amino acids.
AUGGCGCGGCUACCACGCUCGCUAGCAACACAGGAAGAAAAAGAGAACUACCUACCGGUGGAUGUGUCAAGUGCAGACAGCACCAAUGCCGCCCUUCGAACAGGGCAGCGGUCCCUGAAGAAAGAAGGAUCCUCGUGCGGUACUCAGAAAGGGAAGGGUCUCAGACCGCCUGCUAAGGAAGCAGGGCUGUUACGUGACACAGUGGUUAUUUUUGAGGAUGGUAAACAGUCUGCAGAUUAUCACGGCGUGUGCUGCCAUUAUUAUUUUGUGUGCUGGAUGGAUACAUUACUUCAGGAGCCAUCUAUCAGAAAGCUGCCUAACUGCCUUAUUGUCAUGGAUAACGCCAAGUAUCGUACGUACUACCAGAAAUGA